This is a messenger RNA of Fusarium fujikuroi IMI 58289, 2217 nucleotides long. RefSeq lists its product as uncharacterized. NCBI's taxonomy places the organism in Eukaryota, Fungi, Ascomycota, Sordariomycetes, Hypocreales, Nectriaceae. Bases 1 to 2217 code for a protein of 738 amino acids. Gene Ontology annotation, molecular function: zinc ion binding; nucleic acid binding. The record is from RefSeq and is a predicted model, not a curated record. The transcript has 4 exons.
AUGUCUAAUACAGCUCCUGGCCAGUCUCGGCCAGACGACGCCAGAUGCUAUAACUGUGGCGAUUGUGGCCAUUGGACUGUUGCAUGUCCAGAACCCACCAGGGAAACUCCUGCUGGUCUCGCAGCCUGGAGAAACGCCAACGCUCCUGGACACGGAGGUAAUAGAGACCAUGGUGGUCCCAAAAAGUCUAAAGGUCCCAUCAUCACCAAAUAUGCACCUGCGCCUGUGCCAACAUCAACACCAAGCGCGGCUCGAUACGGUCCUCCUCCAGGAUAUGGGCCUCCUCCACCUACACACUACCCCGGAGGACCUCCCUCCUAUCCUCCGCAAUACCCUCCUUACGGAUCCUCAGCAUCUAACUACGCACCACCUGGCUACGCACCUCCAGGCUACUCUAACCCAUAUCCUCCACCUUCUUAUGGUGGUCCUCCCCCAGGUCUUCCGGCAGCACCUCCCAGGCCUCCCGGCACAUACGCUUCUCCCCCUCCGCCUCCUCUUCAACCUCAAGCGCAUCCACCUCCAUAUCCACCGCGCGCAUAUGGUCCUCCGCCUCGCCAAGACCACGUCCCCUACCCUCCACAGCCUCAUUAUCCCCAUUAUCCACCGCCAGCUUCAGCACCAUAUGCUCAGCAUCCACCGCCGCCAUCAUACCCGCCCCCUUAUCCCUCUCACAGCGCGCCUCCGUCAUAUGGGCACCCUCCACCUUCGCGGCCCCCUAUCCCGUCACCAGCACCGCCUCCCGCAUCACGUCCACAUCGACCAGCUUCAUCCUCAUUACCACGCCAGAAUUCUGCCUCAACAUUACCUUUGCCAGCUUCUUUGCCCCCUAAACCCUCUCUACCCCCUAAACCACCACAGCCCAAUCAGCAUGGUCAACCUGGUAGGGGACGGCGGGACUUUUCUGACCAUUCUCGAGAUCAUCGCAACAAGCGAAAGAAUGACCGACACUCUCGUAAUCACGAUCAUCGACAAAAGAAGAACCAGCCCCAUUCUCGGCCGGAUCAGAAGCCACAAGAGAACAACAACAGACGCCCCGAUCCCAAGACACCCAAUCAUCCUAAACCUGCGCCGUCUCCUCAACAGGGGGAUCAGAAAGGCUCAACAACUGCUGUUAAACCAAAGUCAAGCCCGCCUGCUGAUUCUCCUGAAACUAAAAAGGUUCAAGUUGAAACUCCUAGACCUGAUUCAUCACAGAGACCAGAUAUAGCACCCGAAAAGGCUGUCGACGAUGAAUUCGAAUGGGACAAGAAUGCCAUAUUCGCAGAGCCAGAGCCACGUCAUCCACCAGAUGAGGUUGGUAAGCCAUUGCCGGCAGAAUAUAACGAUGAGGUGCUUCUUCCAAGAAAAUGGGAUGCAGAAUGCAUCGAGUCGGACUAUGUUCAAGCUGACAAUAUCGAGGAAUACGUGAAGCCAAUACACGAAACUCCGUAUUGGUCAAAGAUCGAACACGACCCCGCGUUCGUGCGAGACGGCAAGCUUCCUAGCGGACACCCCAUUGCCAAUCUCCCGCCAAGGCCACCACCAAAACUUGAGGAGAUCGUUCGGAGCGAAAGUUCCGAAAGUGGCGAGGUCCAUGAACGACUUGCGAAACGAGGUCACCCAGACGACGGUACCCCUGGUGAGCGUCCACUGAAGAGACAAAGAUCCCGAAGCUCUUUCGACGCCGGCCGCAGAGGAUCACGGGGCCGGCAUUCACUCUCGCGUGAUUCGUACGUUCCACAAGGACGCAGGUCACGUCCAGGUAGUCCCGAACGUCGACCUACAGAAUUUCAGAUCAUAGCCGUGGUCGUGGACGUCAUCGGAGCCGUACUCCAAGUCGCAGUCGACACCGUAGUCGGAGUCGGAGUCGAAGUCGGAGUCGAAAUCGCAGCCGUAGUCCUAGUCGCAGCCGCCGCCGCAAUCGAACCCCAACGUCGCGCGACUCAUCAGUAUCUGCUGCAUCUUCAGGAUUGGAUUCCUUGGAAGCCGAAUUGCUGGGACGAGAUACUAAAGCAAAGACUCCUGAAGGAUCUCCACGGCCGAAGUCGUCCUUGUCAGGGCUCAAGCCAAAACGGCGACAAGCGAAGCUCGAUUCAGCGUACAGUCGUCGUUGGUAGGCUACACAAAGAAAAUGGCAGCGUAUUACAGCUUCUCAACGUUACUGGUACAUCAUGUUUUCUUUCUUCCGUUCCCCAACUUGGAACCGCAACUCGCGUUGCAAUGAUUCCAUGUAUCUAG